Symbiodinium pilosum is the source of this 1132-nucleotide messenger RNA. Lineage: Eukaryota; Dinophyceae; Suessiales; Symbiodiniaceae. The record is from the annotation of a GenBank genome assembly.
GCUGGUGUGGAUGACGCCACUCGUGAUGGUUAAGGAUGAUAAGGGCGACUUCUACAUCGGAGCCUUAAGUGCAGGCUGCAUAGUCUGGGGCAUACUGAUCGGUACUAUGGGGCUCCAGAUUCCGGCCACGCUUCUUGCAUGGACUACGACGCAGGAAGACCUGCCGCUUGGAGAGAAUGAAAAGAGAUGGACAAUUUACUUCAAAAAGGAGCCUCAGGGUCCAAGGACGUUUAGCGGUUUCCUCGUCCUGCUCCGAGCUGUCGCCAACGGAAGUACCCUGAUCUAUUCCGCAUGGGUUCUGCCACCCCGUGAUCCCAGCAAGAACCUCAAUCUUUCAAAGUUCCUGCUGGCUUGGCUUGAAGCUCCCCUGGCUUGCUUGAUGGCUUUGGCUUGCAUCUAUUCGCUGGCCAUGAUCUGCCUUCAGCCGAAAGAAUCAAAGGAGUCAAGGCACUAUGUUGAGUUUGCCAGAAGGGUCCGACGGCUUGGGCGGUUUUCAGCCUUGUCCAGCUUGCCGUAUGCAAAUCCUGCUGCAUUGUUGGCCCAGCUUCAGGGUGCAGUGGAUGAUUUCUUUCAACUGAAAAUGCUGAGAACAAAAGAUGACCAAGACUUUGGCCUUAAUGUGACAAAGGCACGCAAGAUGAAAAAGACAGAUCUCUUGUCAAAACUCUGCGAGUUGAACUGGCCGCAGCUCUUUGGGCUUGGCUAUGUGGUCUUCUCGCAGAUGGUCUAUGUUUCUCUCUUUGCCUGUGCCGCUGUAGGUUCUGUGGUCGUCAAAACAUCGCAAGUGAGCUUCAUCUCGGAGAAGCCAUGGCACGAUUGGACAGUUGCUGAGGGAAUCCAACUUGCAUCGUUCAUCAAUGCCCUCAGCGGACUCGGUUUCGAUCCAAACGUCGUUGGGCUUGUGAAGGUGCUGCGAGAGCGAUAUGGACGAUAUGCACAUCUCAAGGAGAAGCUCGAGUCCCUCAAGGAUGUUGAGUUGGUGGCUUCCUGGCAGAGGCAAGUGAUAAAGUGCGCCAAGAAGAUUGAGGACCCCAAGAAGAGCCAGCUGUCUCUCAUCAUGUGUGCGCUCACGCUUGACCUGAAAGACUGCUGUGAGAUCAUGGAUCCAGAGUACGGGGACGAGGACUGCGAG